Molecule: messenger RNA, 2453 nt
Organism: Branchiostoma belcheri (Belcher's lancelet)
Lineage: Eukaryota; Metazoa; Chordata; Leptocardii; Amphioxiformes; Branchiostomatidae
Exons: 19
Coding region: 1-2310 (769 amino acids)
Source: RefSeq, a predicted model, not a curated record
AUGGCGGAGGACAAGGAUAACCCGCCUGAAGCCACGCCCGGGCCAGACCCGGGUGAAGACACGGAUCCAGGCGGGGAAACAAACGCAGGUGACCGGCAAACUGUUGACGACCUUCCCGUGGGAGAAGAAGAAUUGAAUGGAGGAGCUGAAGCCAUAACAACACCACCACCGGUUCCUGAGAUCACUUCUUCUGACAGAGGAGUUAGCCCUCCUACGUUCACUGUGACAGAAGAAGACGCGAAUUCAAACGGUUUUUAUACUGACGCAGGUGUAGGUGAGGAUCAUGAGUUGCGGCUCGGGAAUGGAGGCGAGUUUCCGUUCCCCGAAGUCAGCGAGGGCUUGUCUCGAAAGGUGUCGUCGGCAGGAUCGGUCUCGUCCACCGGCUCGUCCUCGGAGUCGUCCCGCGCCGAGUCCCGGGUGGACCUGAGCCACCUGUGGGUGCCUGACCCCGAGGAACAGGCCGAGAGGGACGGGAACGGCAGGAACGUGGCCGGAUGGGACACCAAGAAGAGGGUGGAGGCGCGGAAGAAGCUGAUGUCGAUCCGCACGUCCCAGGAGGAGGACACCAUGGACUCCAUCAGGAAGAGACUUGUGGAGGUGAACGACAUGGUCAGCUCACGGGGGUUUGUCUUACACACACUGGACAAGAUGGGAGACUCCAAGAGAGCCCUAGUACACCAAUUGGAAGACCUACACCCAAGAGACUUCAAGAAAAUGUACACAAGUCAUCUAAAGGGUCUGGCUCGGUUCCGACACGCUGUGGAGAUCCUGAUGAUCCUGGUCAGCUGUAGCCGCUUCAGGAGAAGAUAUCACACGGACAAAGUUGCCGACUCCGGAAUGCCCCAGGCCGCCUCUGAAGACACGUCAUUCAGCUCCAAGAACUACUCCAACAAAAGCAGCAUCGGCUGGGAGUUGGAGAUGCACCUCACCACGCCGCCGGAGAUACGCAGUCAGGACCAGAUCAAAAAGAUCGUCAGAUACCUGAAAUCCACCAAGCCGUUUUCUGUCUUUCCAACCGACAUGGAGAACGAGGUGGCCAGAUGUGUCGCGUAUGAAAGGUACGACAACGGCCGAGUGAUCGCCUUCCAACAGAGAAAACCGGACCGCUUUUACUACAUCUUAACGGGCAGAAUCAACCUAGUGCGCCUCUACCAGUUCUCAUCAUCAAGUGAUGUCGCCAAGUCCAUGGGUUUCCUGGCCAAGGGGAAAAACUCAAAUACAGAAGAGAUGGAGACUCAGUGCCCAGGAGAGUACACCAUGGUGUGUAAGGGACAGGUGGAGGUGCUGCUUAUUGAGAGGGAGUAUUACUUUUAUCUACAAAACGUCCAGUCCGAACCGCCCAUAGACUUUCUCAGGUCCCUGAACCUUUUCCGAGACUUUCCCUGUGAACUGUUCCUAGAUAACAAGGAAUCAGUCAUACAGAGAUAUUACGGGAAGGACAAGUUGAUUCUGAAGGAGAACGCGGAGACACAGUGGAUGUACAUCGUCAAGUCGGGGAAGUGCAAACUGGUCCGGCGGCAGAGUGUGGAAAGCGCCAACAACUCUCACCUGUUCCGGGGCAAGCGGCCGGAAGAUGUGGCGUGUGGCAGGCCAUUCAGCCAUGCGGACGCAAUGAUGUCACAUCAACUUCAAGCGAAGAGGAAAACAAUGUGGCCGCUCUACACCCCAACCUAUAGCUUUGAAGACGAACUGUUAGAAGCCAUGAAAGACCCGUUCCUGACGUCCUUUACCACCAACAUCAACUCUAGACAUCGCGAUCGUGUCAGAAAACCGCGUGGGCGGAUCCACCUGCCUCCCUUGAGACACCCGCUGACGCCGCCGGGCAGUGACGGGACGUCCGCAAGGAGCCGCCGGUCUGAGGUGGGCCGGUCCCGGGUCGGGAGACUGUCCCACACAGACGGGGACAUCCAGGUGUUCCUACAGGACACGGUCGGCAACGUCACCGACUCUCCAUCCUCCGUCAGACACGCGUACUUACAACUCGGCUUCGUCGGACCGGGGGAAAUAUUCGGCACAGCCGAUCUACUGAAGAACUAUAAGGACCCGGAUGACGAGUAUAAGGACGAGGUGCAAUCAGUCAGCCUGGUGAGUGACGGAGCGGAGUUAGUUCUCAUCAACAAACGGUUCUUCCUGAAGUACGCCAGUAACCAGGCACUCAUGAAGAUUCAGGCUGCGCACAGUGACGUGGUCUCCCCUGACACGGCCACGGAGUCACUGACCCAGCAGGACACGUGGGGUCAGUACAAGAAAGUCGUCAUGAAGAAGCUCAUGAGCCCGAACGGCGUCCUCUUCCGGAGUUCACAAUCAUGACAGGACAGUUGUCUAAUGCUGUGUGUCGUAUCAAUGAGGUUUAAACCGCCUUGGUUUUAUCAUUAGUGCAAUUGAAAGAAGACAGAACGCGAUUUUUAUGCGUGUUAUAUAGAAUUGUACGCAUAUCAAUACCCUAAAAUGUC